AUGACCACGGAGGACGAGAUCAUCCGCAUCGCCAAGAAGAUGGACAAGAUGGUGCAGAAGAAGAACGCGGCUGGAGCUCUUGAUUUAUUGAAGGAGCUUAAAAAUAUUCCCAUGACCCUUGAGUUGUUACAGUCUACCAGAAUUGGAAUGUCGGUGAAUGCCAUACGCAAGCAAAGCACAGAUGAAGAAGUUACAUCUUUAGCAAAAUCUCUCAUCAAGUCUUGGAAGAAACUGUUAGAUGGGCCUUCAACUGAUAAAGAUUCUGAAGAAAAGAAAAAGGAGCCUGCAUCUUCCUCACAAAACAGCCCUGAAGCAAGAGAAGAAAGCAGUUCAAGUAGCAAUUCCAGCAGCAGGAAGGAGGAGGGUAGUGCUCCCUCAAAUUCCUUCAUCCCUUCUUUUCCUCGGGCUCCAAGCACUUCGGAUUCUGUACGAGUGAAAUGUAGAGAAAUGCUCUCUGCUGCUCUAAGAACAGGAGAUGAUUACAUUGCUAUUGGUGCUGAUGAGGAAGAGCUGGGUUCUCAGAUUGAAGAAGCUAUUUUUCAAGAAUUAAAAAACACGGAUAUGAAAUACAAAAAUAGGGUACGAAGUAGAAUAGCGAAUCUCAAAGAUGCAAAGAAUCCGAACCUAAGGAAAAAUGUGUUAUGUGGGAACAUUCCUCCUGACAAGUUUGCCAAAAUGACAGCAGAGGAAAUGGCAAGUGAUGAGCUGAAAGAAAUGCGCAAAAAUCUGACCAAAGAAGCUAUCAGAGAGCACCAGAUGGCUAAAACAGGAGGUACCCAAACUGAUCUGUUUACGUGCGGCAAGUGCAAAAAGAAGAACUGUACAUACACCCAGGUUCAAACCCGCAGUGCUGAUGAACCCAUGACAACGUUUGUUGUCUGUAACGAAUGUGGAAACAGAUGGAAGUUCUGUUAGAAGAAGAAAUUGUCAAGACAUCUGGACCAGUAUGAAAGAGGAUUUUGUAAUUAGCUUUAAAAAUCUAGGCUAAGCAUCUAGCUUCCUGCAACUGAGAGGUUUUUUGGGGUUUUGUUUUUUGUUGGUUUGUGUUUUUUUUUUUUUUUAAAGCAGCAUAGAUGCCUGAAGUUAGCCUUUGUUUUGACACAACCAUCAUUUCCUUAAAUGCCUUCCUAUAGCUGAUAGUCAGUAGGGCCAGGUUGCUCAAUUGUAAUGGUGAAUGUUAAAAUAUUUUUUCAUUUUUAUAAGUAAGUUGACAUUAAACUUUUACCAAUUAAUCAUUUUGGUAAUUUGCUUGGUUUUUUUCUAACUAUGUGAAUGAUGUACUGUAUCUUUUGCAGUCUGCAGUAUACAUGGUACUCCCAUAUGUGUUUUACCUCUCCACAUUUGUUCAGUUGUAAGGAUGGAAACUGUUUCUUGCUGCCGUGUUAACUAUUUUUGCAAAUAGAAAAGGUAUCUAAUUUCAUUUAAUUGCCUUAAACUCAGUUUUUAACUAAAUCACA
This is a messenger RNA of Apaloderma vittatum (bar-tailed trogon), 1457 nucleotides long. It is a transcript of the gene TCEA1, whose product is annotated as transcription elongation factor A (SII), 1. The record is from RefSeq and is a predicted model, not a curated record. Lineage: Eukaryota; Metazoa; Chordata; Aves; Trogoniformes; Trogonidae. The transcript is spliced from 10 exons. Gene Ontology annotation, cellular component: nucleus. Gene Ontology annotation, molecular function: zinc ion binding; nucleic acid binding. Gene Ontology annotation, biological process: positive regulation of transcription by RNA polymerase II; DNA-templated transcription; transcription elongation by RNA polymerase II. Bases 1 to 915 code for a protein of 304 amino acids.